This is a messenger RNA of Amphibalanus amphitrite, 1615 nucleotides long. RefSeq lists its product as uncharacterized. NCBI's taxonomy places the organism in Eukaryota, Metazoa, Arthropoda, Thecostraca, Balanomorpha, Balanidae. The transcript has 2 exons. The record is from RefSeq and is a predicted model, not a curated record. The coding region runs from base 63 to 1181 and encodes 372 amino acids.
GCGGAACGGGGUGUUGUGCCUGUAAUAUUGGCGCGGUCGGUAGGACACCACUAGAGUUUCAGAUGGAGCGCAUGCGGCAGGAGAUCGAUCGCCUAUGGUCGGCCCUCGAAGAGGAGAGGGAGCAGAGGCGGCGGGAAGUGGCCGAAGUACGUGCCGCCCUGGAGGCUGUCCAGCAGCAGGAGGACAUCGCGCUCCCCGUCGGCGCCGGAGCGGUUGGUGGACCAUCGACGACGACCGGCUUGCUCACGGGUGAUGCGCAGCGGUCUGUAGAGUAUCUGCCGCCGCUGUCUCCGACGUCCGCCGUGUUAGCCGGUGUCUCCACACCCCCGUUCGUGACUACCCUGCUAGAGGCGGGCGCAGGAGAUCCUGUGCGUGACCAUCUGUCUCCGCUGGCGGUCGACCUGGUGGAGACUGACACAACGGACCUGCUAAGUGAGCUGCUGGGUGUCGAGGCGCAAGAGUUCGAGGAGUUUUCGAACAUGGAGCUGCAGGACGAGAAGCCGCGGGAGGAGACGCCCACAGACGGGUCGCCGGAGGAGGUGGUAGUUGGUGAGGCCGACGGGGCGUCCGGCGGUUCGCCGGAGGCUGGUCGCGCGGAAGCCGUCCUUCUCAUCGGGGACUCGAUCCUGCACAGAACAGACGUCCGUUGCGACCCACCCCGAAGCCUCACCAUCCGGGCCAUACCGGGGUACACACUGCGCCGCUGGGUGGCUGAGGGGGUCAUGGAGGUGCGGAGGUGGUUGGAUGGCCUUCAUCCUGACACCUCCAGUGCCCAAGUAAUCCUGUGGGUAGGAGGAAACGAUGUGUACCCGAAGGACGCCAUCAAACUACCAGAGGGGAUGAAGACGCGGUUGAUGAAAGAAGUUCAGGACCGGAUCGGAGAAAUACAGAGGAUGGGAGUGCACGUCACACUCGUGGGCACCCAGCCGCGGCUGUCCCGGGAUCGGGGCCGACAAUGGGAAGAGACGCAAGCCUAUGAACUCGAGAAGUCUCUCCGCCAAAUCAAGAAGGCUACGGGAGCUGCCGUCAUCCCGCUGGGGCGGCGACUCUGUUGCCGCCACGGCAAGCGACGGGUGUAUAAGGUGGCGGAGGGGCUCCAUCUCGCGGACGGCGUACAUCUGAACAAGAGGGGCUACGGGUGCAUCAGUUUGUCAUUCCCCAAGUGGCUCCGCAUGCGUUAACGGGUGUAGGGCAGGUGGUGAAGGCGGUCGUUCGGGUGGCGGCCCGUGCAUCCGUACAUGUAUGUAGCAGCGGCUGAAUGUGUGUGUUCUUUUGGUGUUGAGGUGUCUCACUUUCGUUCUGGGGCGGCGCAAGUACCUUUUUUUUUGUUUCGUUAAGCGAGCAAGGAGCGGCUCGACUCAGUAGUAGUAUGGAGGCGGCUGUGUAUGAUACUGUUGACUGUUGAGGCAUAGCCGUAGCAGCUCGGUGACUCAAUGUGUGGCGGACCAUCCCGGUGUUUACCCUCCCCUGCGCGGCCGGCGCGAGGAAGCAGCCUGGUUUUGUGGCGAGGCGUGGUUGUUUGUUCGUGUCGCGGGGAGACAUGUUCGCGGUAUUUCUUGUGCGGAUCAUCGUUGUUACAUCGUGCGCGUUGUGCUAGGGGGGAGGGGUGUUACGG